Messenger RNA from Parnassius apollo (apollo), 267 nucleotides. The record is from the annotation of a GenBank genome assembly. NCBI's taxonomy places the organism in Eukaryota, Metazoa, Arthropoda, Insecta, Lepidoptera, Papilionidae.
AUGAAACGACUUUAUGAAUCGAAACCUCUCCAAAAUUAUUCCAAAUAUACAGGAAGUUUGCGGAAGACAAAAUUUGUAGCUUUGAAGCGCGGGCUGAAAUCGCAGCUAUCUCUGUUUACCAAAGCGAAUACUAAACAAGAGUCUGCAGCUCUCGCCAGCUUUCGUGUAGCUCUUGAAAUCGGAAAACGUGGAAAACCAUUCACCGAUGGAGAAAUGGUAAAAGAAUGCUUGAUUGCAGUAGUCGAAAAAAUAUGCCCCAAAAAGUAG